GCCGUGAAUUUUGUGCACUCUGCUGCUAGUUUCAAUCUGGCUGCGAACGAAUUAGCAUAAAGUAAUCAAAGCGCACUUAAAAAGUCACAACAAAUGGCCUAUAACAGCUGGCCUCGGGUACUGUUUGUAUACUUGCUGCUCCUGCUGCAUUAUCGGCAGUAUGCUGCCACGCCCAAUCGGCGCAUCAUCUACAAGUUCACCGAUUGUAAUGCCGAACAACUGCAGCAUUUGCCCAAACUCGCGGCGGUCUACGAGUUGUCCGCUGUGACGUGCAACAUCUCAACGCUACCAAAUGCAUACUUCACGCGCUUCACCUCACUCACCGCGCUGGAAGUGCGUGAGAGUGGCCUGGCGAAAAUUGGCGCCUACGCGCUCAAUGGACUGGAACAGCUGCAGUGGUUGGCGCUGCCCUGGAACUACAUCACCGACGUCAAGCCAUGGUCUCAGGCGCCACUAAAGGCGCUGCACACGCUCGAUUUGGAGGGGAACGCUGUGAAAACGCUCAGCGCCGAAAGUUUCGUGAGCUAUCCAAAUCUACAUUAUUUAAGCCUGGCCCAUAACAUGCUCGAGCGCAUCAGCGGUGACGCAUUUACGCAUUUGCCACAUUUGAAGCAUUUGAAUUUGGCACACAAUCGUCUCGGCGUGAUUGAGUCGCUAUAUUUUCGUGGCAUGCAACAUUUGGCCCAUUUAUCACUGCAACAUAAUGCGAUUGAGCGCGUGGCUGCCGACAGCUUUGCAACGAAUGCACAUCUGCGUUCGCUGCGCUUAGAUGUCAAUAAGCUGCGGGAUUUGGAAUUGCUACGCAGCAAUGCUCUUACACGUUUACUGCAUUUGAAUGUGUCGCACAAUCGCAUCGAAGCCGUUGAUGCCUUCGCGACUGGAGAGUGGGCGUUGAUGGAUUUGGAUCUUAGUGCGAAUCGGCUGGUGGAAGUGAAGGCGAAUACGUUCGAUGGCCUGGCCGCGCUAACGCAUCUCAACCUCAGCGCCAACGCCUUGCAUAUGCUUGCCGCGUCCUGUCUGGACAAGCUCAUCAAUCUGGAGACGAUCGACCUGUCCGCCAACAAUUUGACGCAACUACCCAUGGGACUCUUCGAUGCGCCCACCCAACUGCAGCGCGUCAAUUUGUCACGUAAUGCCCUGCCGACCAUCCAUGCCGAACUCUUCGCGCAGCUGCCCUAUCUGCGUGCGUUGGACAUGUCAGGGAAUCAAUUGUCAUCCGGCGCAUUCAUCGCUCAUCUCUCGCCGCUGUUGCCGCACUCGGCACUUACGCUGGAUUUAAGUGAGAAUCACUUAACGCAACUUGAUGGCGACGUCAUGACGGCGUUGCAAGUCUGUGGUGCGAGCGUUGAUUUGUCCGCCAACCGCUGGCAUUGCCAGUGGCUCAUUGUUGAGCUGGUGCGCGCUCCAGCGCACGUACACUUCGGACGCAACUAUUCGUUGGCGUCGUCGUGGAGUGCAGCGCUGCUCAACGUGAGUGGCAUUGAUUGCUAUGAUGCGGAGCGUCAUCGCAGUCUUGUGGUGCUGGACGCCGGGCGUUUGUGGGAGCGCCGCCAUGUCGGGGGUGAUGUUGAUUGCACGACGUUCGUUGAUCCUGUUAUGCCAACACCACCGCCGCUGGUUUGGCCGCGUGUGCGCGUGGACCGCUUCGACUCACGCUCCAUUAUCAUUUGGAUGUUGAUUGCCAUUGGCUUAGCGUUCACCGGGCUGCGUAUAGCGCGUCAGUUGAUCGACAGACGAGAGCAAGCCAAGCGUGUGAAGAAAUUACUCGAGAUGAAGACACAGGAGCUGACGCGACUCACGGCGAAAAAUGUGGAAAGAUUCAAUGAGCGAACUUAAGAACUAUACUAGUCUCUCGGAAGGACGAAGGAAUACUAGCGAGAUGGUUAAACUAAGUGUAUUACAUAAAUAAAAUAGCUUUAAGUAAUAAACAUCCGGAAACUUUUUCAAAAGCAAUGCGGUUGGGAAUAAAGUAA
Messenger RNA from Bactrocera neohumeralis, 1973 nucleotides. RefSeq names its product insulin-like growth factor-binding protein complex acid labile subunit. Gene Ontology annotation, molecular function: protein binding. The transcript is spliced from 4 exons. NCBI's taxonomy places the organism in Eukaryota, Metazoa, Arthropoda, Insecta, Diptera, Tephritidae. The record is from RefSeq and is a predicted model, not a curated record. The coding region runs from base 94 to 1836 and encodes 580 amino acids.